Molecule: messenger RNA, 1140 nt
Organism: Penicillium waksmanii
Lineage: Eukaryota; Fungi; Ascomycota; Eurotiomycetes; Eurotiales; Aspergillaceae
Product: vacuolar protein sorting-associated protein 26
Exons: 6
Coding region: 1-1140 (379 amino acids)
Biological process (GO): retrograde transport, endosome to Golgi; intracellular protein transport
Cellular component (GO): endosome; retromer complex
Source: RefSeq, a predicted model, not a curated record
AUGGCUUCGCUAUUCUUUUCCACCCCUGUCGACAUCGAUGUCGUCCUAGACGACCUCGAUGAUCGCCAAACUGUCGAUGUCAAGCUCGAUAAGGCCCGCCGUGAGAGGGUCCCCUUGUACAUGGACGGAGAGUCCGUCAAGGGUGCGGUGACGAUCCGGCCAAAGGAUGGAAAGCGAUUGGAGCACACGGGAAUCAAAGUGCAAUUCAUUGGAACCAUUGAAAUGUUUUACGAUCGAGGCAACCACUACGAAUUCCUGUCACUUGUCCAAGAACUCGCCGCGCCCGGUGAGCUGCUGCACCCUCAAACCUUCCCAUUCAACUUCAAGAACGUCGAGAAGCAAUACGAAUCCUAUAAUGGCAUCAAUGUGAAACUGCGCUAUUUCGUGCGCGUGACGGUCUCGCGGCGCAUGGCCGACGUCAUCCGCGAAAAGGACCUCUGGGUGUAUUCGUACCGCAUGCCACCCGAGACCAACAGCCCUAUCAAGAUGGAUGUCGGGAUUGAAGACUGCCUGCAUAUUGAGUUCGAGUACUCCAAAUCCAAGUAUCACCUUAAGGACGUGAUUGUGGGUCGGAUCUAUUUCCUGCUCUACAAUGAGAGCGAGACACUGGUGCGAUUCGAGAUAAUGGAUGGCUCACCUUCUCGAGGUGAAACCAUCCCAAUCCGUCUGUUCCUCGGAGGCUUUGACCUGACGCCGACCUUCCGCGAUGUCAACAAGAAGUACUCGACACGAUACUAUCUCAGCCUGGUGCUGAUUGAUGAAGGUACGUUGUUGUGUUUCUAUAUCGGUCCCAAUGUAUCCAAUGAUGUUGUGGAGCAAGCAAGUGCCAAUGAUAUCUUAUCAAAAACCGUCGGCAAUUGCUUUACUAACAAUGGAACCUCCUUCAUUGCAGAUGCCCGUCGUUACUUUAAGCAGUCUGAGAUUGCCCUCUUCCGCCAAGCGCCCGAGAUUGCCGCGACUCCCCAGAUCGCCCAGCAGCAGCAAAUCCAACAGCAAGUUCUCCUCCAGCAACAGCAGCAGGCUCUGCCCCCAGGAUCUGCUACCGCAGGCCCUGGUCGUGAGGUGACGCCCAUUCGGCCGGCUCAGCCAGUUCAACCAGCUGAACAGGCACAGCAGCCCGUUUCGACGCCUGCGGCAUAA